Molecule: messenger RNA, 567 nt
Organism: Cooperia oncophora
Lineage: Eukaryota; Metazoa; Nematoda; Chromadorea; Rhabditida; Trichostrongylidae
Source: the annotation of a GenBank genome assembly
AUGUCUGAAACAUUGGCAACAAGUAUUCCUCAAGACGCCGUCGUCGCUGCCCAUGGCGAUAGAAUUCCAGCAGGAUUCUCAUCUACGCAUUCGUUGAAUUUAAUAUGUGAUGAGGAACUCAAAGGAAUCCAUUUACAUCAGCGGUCGUUUUCUGCCGAGGAUACAUCGUGCAACAAGGAAAAUCAUUUUGCCAGCGCCCCCAUUCAAAACGGACUCUCCUUCAAAGGAUUCCAAGAUCACGAUUCUGGCAAUAUAAGUGGCAAUGCUGAAUUUCCGAAUGACGGCUCUGGUGAGAUGAAUAGCUGUGAGAAAGCUGAUCUCUCAGAACGAACAAUUGUCGAGGAUGACCGGACACUGGCGUACGACAUUGGUUCUAUUCAAGAAGAGGAAAUACGCCGAAUUGAAGAAGCUGUAAGCAGUUUGACUGAUGGCUUGGAAUUACCGCGCGCACAUGCUGACACACACGGUUCUUCUGUGGACGGCGAUUGUAAGUCAUUUUGUGGACCGGUCGAGGUUGGCAUCUAUAAGCAUUUCCAAGUGGAGCCUCAAACAGUAGUGGAUGAGUGA